UCCUCUUCUAUUGAAUCUCAGAGUUGGCCGUGACGCGCGGCCCAGGGGAAGAACCACAUAGAUCUCACCAGAAUGCAACCACCAUCGAGCUUUCUGACCCAACGACUUGUGUAUGGGAAUCACUUUGCGCGCUUCGCUUUUUGAGAGAAACUUACUUUUUUUAAGAGACGCGGUGAGUGUGGAGGAAGCGGCGGAGACCUCCGGAUCACGAAAUGUUGGGAUGGAAGGCGCAGACUUUGACUCGCCGUCUCCAACAGGAGUAUGAAGUCCUACUUCACGGGUGUGAAAGCUCCGAGAGUGAAACUUUGUUGCCUUGGGAUAUCGCUACACGCUUUCGGGGAAAUACUAUAAAGUGGGAAACGGUUACCACCUCGCAGUCCCCGCAACAUGGCCUCGGCUGCUAAUGCGUCCGAGCAGGAAAACAGAGACCCCGAUCGGCCGAGGAUAACGCGGAGGAACAGGGGGGACUAUACCCGCAACACACCGCUGGAUUUGGAGUAUUUGCAGCGGCCGAGUUACUGCGAUGCGGGCUUUGCUUUGGAGCAAAUAUCCGAGGGGAAAGCGACGGGGAGGAAAGCACCUCUAUGGCUGAGAGCGAAGUUCCAGAGACUUCUGUUUAGGCUGGGCUGUUACAUACAAAAGAACUGCGGAAAGUUUUUGUUUGUGGGCCUCAUGAUUUUUGGAGCUUUCGCUGUGGGCUUACGGGCAGCUAAUUUGGAGACGGAUGUGGAGAAACUCUGGGUGGAAGUCGGUGGACGCGUGAACCAGGAGCUGAAGUACACACGUCAGAAGAUAGGUGAAGAGGCCAUGUUUAACCCACAGCUGAUGAUCCAGACGCCGCGGGAAGAGGGAGCAAAUGUUUUAACAGUGGAGGCGCUUCUGCAGCACCUGGAGUCAGCUAUCCGAGCCAGCAGAGUCCAUGUUUACCUUUAUAACAGACAAUGGAAAUUAGAACAUUUAUGCUACAAAUCAGGAGAACUAGUCACAGAAACUCAUUUUGUGGAUCAGAUCAUAGAAAAGCUACACCCCUGCCUCAUCAUCACCCCUUUGGACUGUUUCUGGGAGGGAGCCAAGCUUCAAUCUGGAACAGUCUAUCUCCCAGGGAAAGACCCCUUGCAGUGGGCUAACUUUGACCCCAAGGAGUUCUUGGAGGAACUGCGAACACUAAACUUACACGUGGAAAGCUUUGAGGACAUGUUGGAAAAGGCAGAUGUUGGGCAUGGCUACAUGGAUAGGCCCUGUCUAAACCCUGCUAACCCUGACUGCCCCCUCACUGCCCCCAACAAGAACUCAACUAAGCCAUUCGACGUGGCACGGGCCCUGACUGGCGGCUGUCACGGUCUGUCCAGGAAGUACAUGCACUGGCAGGAGGAACUGAUUGUAGGCGGGACCACCAAGAACGGCAGUGGACCCCUGCUCAGUGCCCAGGCCUUACAGACCAUGUUCCAGCUGAUGACUCCCAAGCAGAUGUUUGAGCACUUUCGGGGCUACGAGGAGGUUUCCCACAUCAACUGGAAUGAAGAAAAGGCUGCAGCCAUACUGGAAGCCUGGCAGAGGAGAUACUCUGAGGCUGUGCUGCAGAGUGUGGCAGCAAACUCGUCUCAGAAGGUAUUGACUUUCACCACCACGACUCUGGAAGAUAUUCUCAAGUCAUUCUCUAACAUCAGUGUCAUCCGUGUGGCCAGUGGGUACCUGCUGAUGCUGGCCUACGCAUGUCUGACCAUGUUGCGGUGGGACUGUGCCAAGUCUCAGGGGGCUGUAGGGCUGGCAGGUGUCCUGCUAGUUACACUGUCUGUGGCAGCCGGCCUGGGCCUCUGCUCUCUGCUGGGCAUCUCCUUCAAUGCUGCCACCACACAGGUACUACCCUUCUUGGCCCUCGGUGUCGGAGUGGACGAUGUCUUUCUCCUCGCACAUGCCUUUAGUGAGACGGGGCAGAAUAAGAGGAUCCCUUUCGAGGAUCGUACAGGGGAGUGUCUGAAAAGGACCGGGGCCAGCGUGGCUCUCACCUCCAUCAGUAAUGUCACAGCAUUUUUCAUGGCAGCUCUUAUCCCCAUCCCGGCACUCCGAGCCUUUUCCCUCCAGGCUGCAGUGGUGGUAGUGUUUAACUUUGCCAUGGUGCUGCUCAUCUUCCCCGCUAUCCUCAGUAUGGACCUCUACAGACGAGAAGACCGACGUUUUGACAUUUUCUGCUGCUUCUACAGCCCAUGUGCCAAUCGUGUGAUCCAGAUUGAGCCUCAGGCAUACCUGGACGGGGCAGACGGGAGUCGCUACAGCCCUCCACCAUCCUACCGAACCCCUCCUCCCUCAUAUCGCACACCUCCCCCGAGGUACAGCAGUCCCCCUCCUUCCUACAGCAGCCAUGGCUUCGCCCAGCAGACCCAGAUCACCAUGCAGUCCACCGUGCAGCUCAGGACUGAGUAUGACCCCCGGACUCAGGCCUUUUAUACCACAGCUGAACCCAGAUCCCAAAUAUCUGUCCAACCCAUUAACACAGCUCCGGCAAGAAGCAACCCUAAUAAUGAAUAUUACAGCAGCAACACCAACGGCAGCAGGAGCAGCAGCAGCAGCACACAUGCUAAUCUGAACAACAACAAUACCGGAAACCGCGGCACUGGAGGAUCUCGUAGUUCUACAGCAUUUACCCACCAUCAUCCUGCACCCCCACCCCCCACCACAACUUUUAGUUGCAGUUCAGGUCCUCAGGGGGACACAGCCUCAUCAACUGGCCAGAGUCCAGAGAAUAACAGUUCAACACGGGACCUGUUGUCCCAGUUUGGAGAGGCUUCACUGGGCCUGCGCUGCAUCGAGCCUCCUUGCUCCCGUUGGACCCUGGCAUCUUUUGCUGAAAAGCACUAUGCUCCAUUUCUUCUGCAACCGACCACCAAGGUGGUUGUGAUUGUGCUCUUCCUCUGCCUGCUGGGAGUCAGUUUAUACGGGACCACCCAGGUGAGGGAUGGCCUGGAGUUAACGGACAUUGUACCCAGAGAGACCAGCGAGUAUGAUUUCAUCGGCGCCCAGUUCAAGUUCUUCUCCUUCUACAACAUGUAUGUGGUGACACAGCGGGCUGACUAUGCCCAGAAUCAGCCUUUGCUCUACCAGCUCCACCAGAGGUUCCACACUGUUCGCUAUGUUCUGAAGGAGGACAAUGGACAGCUGCCUCGCAUGUGGCUUCACUACUUCAGGGACUGGUUACAAGGUCUCCAGCAAGCAUUUGACAAAGACUGGGAGGCUGGUCGCAUCACUUUCAACAAUUACAAAAAUGGGUCUGACGAUGGUGUUCUGGCGUACAAGCUCCUAGUGCAGACAGGACGCAGGGAGAAGCCCAUCAACUUCAACCAGCUCACUCGUCAGAGACUUGUGGAUGCAGAUGGGAUUAUCAACCCUGGAGCUUUUUACAUCUACCUAACAGCUUGGGUCAGCAAUGACCCUGUGGCAUACGCUGCCUCACAGGCCAACAUUCGCCCACACCCUCCUGAGUGGCUGCAUGACCGGACCGACUCCAUGCCCGAGACACGCCUCAGCAUCCCGGCUGCUGAGCCCAUCGAAUACGCACAGUUCCCCUUCUACCUCAACGGGCUCCGGGAGACACCACAGUUUGUGGAGGCCAUCGAGAGCGUGCGGGCUAUCUGCAGCAACUACAGCCGUCAAGGCCUGCCCUCCUACCCCAACGGCUACCCUUUCUUGUUCUGGGAACAGUAUGUUAGUCUGCGCCACUGGCUUCUGCUGUCCAUCAGCGUCGUGCUGGCUUGCACCUUUCUGGUCUGCGCCCUCUUCUUACUCAACCCAUGGACAGCUGGCAUCAUUGUGUUGGUGCUGUCUCUUAUGACUGUGGAACUGUUUGGCUUCAUGGGGCUGAUGGGUAUCAAGCUGAGUGCUGUCCCUGUGGUCAUUCUCAUUGCUUCCGUGGGCAUUGGAGUGGAGUUUACGGUCCAUGUGGCCCUGGCGUUUCUAACAGCCAUAGGAGAUCGUCACAAGCGGGCAGUUCUAGCGUUGGAGCACAUGUUUGCUCCAGUGCUCGAUGGAGCCUUUUCCACCUUAUUAGGUGUCCUCAUGCUUGCAGGGUCUGAGUUCGACUUUAUCGUCAGGUAUUUCUUUGCAGUGCUGGCCAUUCUUACAGUCCUUGGAGUACUAAAUGGAUUGGUCCUUCUUCCAGUAUUACUGUCAUACUUUGGGCCAUAUCCAGAGGUGUCUCCAGUUGAUGGUCGCAGCCGUUUACCCACCCCGUCCCCAGAGGCCCCUCCUCACGUUGUCCACUUCUCAGUCCGUCCUCACCACACCACUGCAGCAAACACAACCACCUCUGGUGCAGCUUCAGACUCGUCAGACUCAGAGUACAGCUCUAACACAACAGUGUCUGGUGUCAGCCAAGAGCUGCACUACAAUUCAAACAGGGGACCAGCAGAGGAGCAGCAACAGUACCACCUCCAAGCCAGAAGGGGCAGAGCUGUAAGGACAGAAGAGGAAAGGAGAGCAGGAUCAGGGUACAGGACUUCAGCCAGACAGCCUGACCCUCCAGCUUAUACUGUAUCCUCGUCUGUCCCCUCUCAGGGUUGUGACUCAGGGCCCCACACUGGGGCUACUCAGCGCAACAGCAACAGGGACCGCAAAAGCCAGUUGCACUGGCAGGCCCCACCCCCAGCCCAUCCGCGCAUGGACGCUUUUGAAACUGCUACUGAGGCUGGGGGCCAUUAUGGCUCACAUAGCCAUAGAGAACAUUCAGCAGGCCCCAGAGCCCGCCCUUCCCACAAUCCUCAGCCUAAUCAUAACCUCCUGCACCACCCCAACCCUACACCGUAUUGCCAACCAAUCACCACGGUAACUGCGUCGGCCUCUGUCACCGUCGCUGUCCACCCAGCUCCCUUGCCCACUCAGAGCCCUUCAGCAUCCUCUUACCCAGGAUACACUGCAACAGACAGUUACUGUUCAACAGGGCCAGAGGAGGCAGAACCUGCUUUCCAGGACCCACAUGUGCCACAGGACACCCACAUGGGGGCCAGAGGGGCCAAGGUGGAGUCCAUGGAGCUCCAGGAUUUGGAGUUUGAGGCAGUUGAGAUCAACAGUGGCAGGCGGGCUAGCUGAGUUAUGGUGAAAGAACUUACAACGGCCAAAGAUGGACUCCUCUGUAUUACCAAGCAGCUGACCAGGCCUGGCCCAGCCCAGCCCAGCCCGACUUGCAGCCUGACUCUUAAGUGGCAAGAAAAUGCCAGUGUUGUCGUCAUGGUGCUCAUUCUUACUGUAACCCUGUUGUCUUAGAUAUUUCUAUCUAUAUUUAAAAGAUGUACACAUAUGUAAAUAUGAACAAAAAGUAGCUAUAAUUUUAGGAGCUGUACAACUCCUCAUGUUAACAGACUGGGGCUGCCAUUUUAUAUGGUGUGAGUGUGUGUGUGUGCAUGCAUGUGUGUUUUUGUAUGUGUGUGUGUGAGGGAGAAAGUGAGAUUGAUAUCUGAUUACUGUUCACUCAUCUGUGGAUCUGUGCCAUUUGAAAGCUUCAUCCUAGACAAAAAUACCUGUCAGCAUUUACUGUUGCUGCUCAAAAUAUUUUUAAAUAAUAUACAUUUAUAACUCUAUGCAAAUGUUUUUUUAAACAAAAGAAGUCAUCUGUCACCACGUGUAUAUAUACAUACAAAUAAAUGUGUGUGCGUGUGUCU
Messenger RNA from Sphaeramia orbicularis (orbiculate cardinalfish), 5648 nucleotides. RefSeq names its product patched 1 (gene ptch1). The record is from RefSeq and is a predicted model, not a curated record. Gene Ontology annotation, molecular function: hedgehog receptor activity; smoothened binding; hedgehog family protein binding. The transcript has 24 exons. NCBI's taxonomy places the organism in Eukaryota, Metazoa, Chordata, Actinopteri, Kurtiformes, Apogonidae. The coding region runs from base 388 to 5079 and encodes 1563 amino acids. Gene Ontology annotation, biological process: negative regulation of smoothened signaling pathway. Gene Ontology annotation, cellular component: plasma membrane.